This is a messenger RNA of Mycena citricolor, 2182 nucleotides long. NCBI's taxonomy places the organism in Eukaryota, Fungi, Basidiomycota, Agaricomycetes, Agaricales, Mycenaceae. The record is from the annotation of a GenBank genome assembly.
UACUCCACUAUGACAUCAUGAUAUCUGCUCCAGACUGGUAAAUAAACCUAGUACUAUACGCUCCAUAUCCUCAGCUCUGUGUCUUCUACACUCGCUGAGACUCUGUCUCUAUAGGUGAUCGCUACUGGUUGUAUCUCCACUGCACGGUAUUGUCUGCGACAGGUUAUGGGCCCCGCCUGAACCACUAGUGGCAAAUCUAGAAACAUCGAACUACUUCCUUUACUAAGGCGAGUAUCUUUCACUUGUUCAGCCCUUCUAGAGCGCCGUCUUUGUGCGCUUGUCCCACUUGCUGGAUGUCGGUCCUUGCAUUUGUGCUCUCACCCUCAAGGGGUUACGCGAGCGGCAUCAGGGAGUCAUUCAGUUGGCAGACGCGCUGUUAGCUAUUCCGUCCAUGAUUGCUCGCGCGCGUUUUACGUUACAUCUUUUUAUUGUACAGCGGACAUACCCACCAGGCACUGGUCCUUUGGUCAAUCCCACUCCUGAACCUUGCACAAAGCGCCUAGGUGGUGUGGUAGCUCUCAACAGCUGCUGGAGGUCAAUCCCUCCGCCAGGCAAAACAAUCCUUCGGGGUUGACUCGCAUUCCUCACAAGGGACCCUGCGGGCUGGUGACACUACGAGGAUUCAUGCAAUGACGCUCUGCGUGUAUGCAUGUCUUUAAAAGGGAGAAGAUGGGCGGCCAAACCCGGUGCUUGGGACGGCCUUGGGCACGUGUCCCUUGGCCAGUGACAGACUGCGAGGGCAGUAAUCACCAUUGGGUACUGCCGCCGCUGACGUAUAUAGUUACGUUACUUUGAUACAAAUAUGGGCACUUACUAUACCACUUUAUUUUGUUAUCAUUCCCCACGCGUAUAUGGGCAUCAUGGAUGGGAUGGGGACGCUUGGUUGUUCUCGUUUCAGAGAUUUGGCACUUUGGGAUUUUGUUUCUUGGUCUGCAGAGAAUCUGGGGCUGACUUUGUUGCUCUAGUCUUCAUCUCUAUCACCCUGUCAUCACCAAACGAUCCUCCUGUUGGGGUUAUCCUAUACCCUGUUAACUCUUGGACGACUUUUGGACACUCCUAUCUUCCCAUCGAAUCCAUCACCGGUGACAUCUAUCGGGUUGGUGAUAUCGACAAUCAGAACAGCGAUCAGGCGCAAGGAAAUUUCACCGUCGCGCUUUGUCUUUUGUUUGGAGAUCCUCCAUACGUUGAACCUACCCUUCUCCACCACCACAUCGCCGACGUCAUCGAAUUUCUUCCCACAAUGUCCGGGAUAGAAAAGCUCAACAAUUCCAUCCUGAGCGUCUUUGACGGCACAAACUGGAACACUUGGUCGGACAACUAUAUGAGCAUAUGCAUGCACCAGGGCACUUGGGGGGUUGUGAAACCCUCUUAUAUCAUGGUUAACAGUACACCAGCUGCAAACAUCGGUGCAGUCGAACGUCCUUCAACUGCUGGGGACACCCAGAAUCAAUGGGAUGUUGCCAAUGAAAAGGCACUGGGUCUUGCGCGGGUUUACAUCACCCAGAAUUUGCGCAAAGGAAUCUUUAUGGACGGUCAGAGGGAGCGCACUGCGCGCAAAGUUUGGGCGAAAAUGGCAACGGAUUAUGGCCAACCAAAUGCCAUCAAUGCUUUCGUCGAGUACCGCCUCCUGAACACCACCACCUUCCAUGGUGGUGACACCAUUGAAAAGCAAAUCAUGGAAAUGGAGACUCAUUGUCGCCAGUGUUCAGAAGGAGGAAUCGAGAUCCCCGACUACCUCUUCGCUACUCUCAUGCUCGCCGCUCUGCCCACUUCCAGCAGAGGUUUUGUCACCUCUUACCUGGCCAAUUGUCCUAUCGCUUUCUUGAACCUGGUCAAUGUCAAGAACAGCGUCAUUGGGAAUAUCAAGAUCGAGAACCUUGACAUGACGUUGAACUCGAAGAUUUCCACCGUUCCGUCCCUUGCCACCCGCUGCACUCAUUGUAACAAGUCUGGUCACGUUGCGGCAUCCUGCUACAAAAAGUAUCCCAACCUCAAGCCUACUGGUCAAUCUUCUGACAAAGGCAAGGGGAAGCAGGAUGAGGGGAAGAAGAAAAAGAAGAAGGAGAAGAAGAAUAGUGGUGAUGGUACCAGCACUGUAAACAACAAAGAGGUUGUAGCCGCUCCCGUGGUUGCAGCUUCUUCUUCUAAUGGAAUGCACUUCUUGUCCUAUUUCAUGAGUGAC